Molecule: messenger RNA, 390 nt
Organism: Morus notabilis
Lineage: Eukaryota; Viridiplantae; Streptophyta; Magnoliopsida; Rosales; Moraceae
Product: cell number regulator 7
Exons: 3
Coding region: 1-390 (129 amino acids)
Source: RefSeq, a predicted model, not a curated record
AUGAAUAUUGAUCAUCGCCAUCGAGUGCACCAACAAUCUAACUGGUCUGUUGGCUUUUGUCAUAGUUGCGGAGAAGAUCCUGGCACCUGUUGUAUAACAUGCUUCCUUCCAUGCGUCACCUUCGGCCAAAUUGCAGAAGUAGUCGAUGAAGGGCGAAGUUCAUGCAUGGCUCAAGGUGCGGCGUACUGCUUACUGAUGGCAAUCCAAUGCCAGUGGCUGUACUCAUGUCUUUACAGAGAAAAACUGCGCGCAAAGUAUGGAUUGCCGGAGGAGCCUUGCUCUGAUUGCUGUGUUCAUUGCUGUUGCGAACUUUGUGCCCUUUGCCAAGAGCAUGCUGAGCUCAAUGCCAGAGGCCUUGACCCUUCCAAAGGUCUAAUAUAUUACUAUUAA